Molecule: messenger RNA, 1163 nt
Organism: Nymphaea colorata (pocket water lily)
Lineage: Eukaryota; Viridiplantae; Streptophyta; Magnoliopsida; Nymphaeales; Nymphaeaceae
Exons: 3
Coding region: 78-977 (299 amino acids)
Cellular component (GO): chloroplast membrane
Source: RefSeq, a predicted model, not a curated record
AUUGAAAGAUGACAUGAACGGUUACGCGGGAGUCCACAGCACAGAGAGACGGAAGAGAGAGAGAGAGAGAGAGAGAGAUGGAGGUGACCGCCGGUGCGGUGUUCUCCCUGGGCGUGGUGGGGCCCGUGAACCACGGUCGCUGCCGCUGGGAAGCUGGCGGCGCUGCUUUCUCACCGCCUCCCUCUAGAGCGCGCCACCCGGCCGCCGAAGCCACGAGCUCAGGGAGGAUCCUUCGGUGGGCCGUCUUCCCGAGCCGCCGCGGGCGGUUCCUCCCACCUCUGAGUUCGGGGAGCUCGAAUUCUCGGGCUGAGGACCCCGUCCCUCCCUCCGAGAUGUCGGUGGAGAGCGCCCUCAAGCUACUGGGUGUUGCGGAAGGUGCCUCCUUCGAUGACAUCCUCAGGGCCAAGAACUCCAUCAUUGCUUCCUGUAAGGAUGAUCAGAAGCUCAAAUCACAGGUAGAGGCUGCAUAUGACAUGCUUCUUAUGGAAAGUCUGACACAGCGUAGGGCUGGCAAGGUUGUGAACAGCAACAUACGUUAUGCUGAUGUGAGAACUGUCAGUAGAUCAGGGCCUAAUACCUUGCCUGGAUGGUUGAAGAGUAUACCACUUUCAGUUGAUGUCCCUCCUGCAACAAGCAUUAGGAUCCAGGCAGGGGUUUAUGGAGCUUUGAUGAUUUCUGCAUAUAUCAAUGGAGUGUCUUCCCCUGGAGUACCAUAUGCUGGAGCUGAUGUUCCUGGUUUCAUAUUAGCUACUGGAUUUGGAGCUUCACUGAUAUUCUUGACAAAGAAGAAUGUUGGUCUUGGAAAGGCUGCUGUACUGACCGUUGGGGGCCUUGCUGCGGGAGCAGCAGUGGGAUCAGUUGUUGAGCAAUGGUUGCAAGUUGAGAUAGUUCCCUUGCUAGGCAUUCACUCACCUGCUGCUCUUAUUAGUGAAUUCAUUCUUCUUUCACAAUUCUUGGUCUCUCUGUACUUGAGUUAGAUCCUGAAACAGAGACGUUGUGGUUCAUCCUGUCCUAUAAUAUGCUAUUACAAUUUUAUUUAGCAUCUGAACCACUACUGCGCUUCACUUGCCUAUGCAUCUCUGGCUAUUAAAUUGUGUAAAGAGAAUACGAGCCUGUAUCAUCUUGGGAACUGCUGUGUACAUAUUUGGAUCACCUUUCUCUAA